Pogona vitticeps (central bearded dragon) is the source of this 2388-nucleotide messenger RNA. The record is from RefSeq and is a predicted model, not a curated record. NCBI's taxonomy places the organism in Eukaryota, Metazoa, Chordata, Lepidosauria, Squamata, Agamidae.
CUCGGACCAAUCAGAAGAGGCUCUGGGAGACGAAGACGUUGCCUCGGUUUUUCCUUUGGUUUGAAUUUUGGCGGCGGUUGGUGGCGGCUGUUGAGGCUUCUCGCCUUGGUCUCCUCUUUGUUUUGACUCUCCGCGCCGGGACUGUGGAGGGUUUCCUCGUCAGUUAAGAUGGCGAAGCCGGUGAGGCAAAGUGAGGUCUUGGCUUCCUCACUUGUGAAUAGUGUGACCCAGGCUGUGGGAAAGCUGCUGGAUUUAUGGAAUGAAAUGGGUAUCAGCCAUGAAUUGCAGUUGGAGCGCAUGCAGGCAGCAAAGGCCCACAUUGAGGUUCUGUUGAAUGAAAUGAUUGAGGAAGAAAACAGUAUGAAAGAAAAAAUUGAAAAUGACAUCGAAAUUCAUAAGCAUCAAUUAAAUAGGCUCAGAGAUGAAUUGAAGCUGGAUCCCUACAAGGUUGAUAAAAGUUUAACCAUACUUCAGUUAGAAAAAGACCUUCGCUUGGCUUUAGAGUGUGCUCUUAAAGAAAAACAUGAAAGGCUUAAGAAGCUGAAACGGCUGCAACAGGAAGACCAGGACCUAUGUUCAGAGCUUUAUGAGACCCCUUACUACGUACCUACUGGCAGUAUUCCGAGCAGCUUGGAGCUGGAAGAACUACAAGAACAUGUUGAGAAGCUUUUGAAAAUAAAGGAACAAAGGCUGGAAAGGUUUUUUAAACUGAGAAGACAAGUCAGAGAGUAUAAUGAAGAAAUUGGACACAUCCCAGAUGGAACCUUGGAAAAUGAAAUGUUAGCUGUUGAAGAACAUAUCUGCCUUACAAAGAAAAAUCUUGAAGAUCUCCAGUUGCUUAUUCAUCAGUUGCAGGUAAAGAAAGAAUCCUUGAUUGACACCAAGGAAUGUCUGGUGAAAGAGGUGCAGGUUCUGUGGGAUAGACUUCAGUGGCCACAAGAGGAGCGGGAUCAACUGACAAGAACAACAGGCAACUGUUCUAUUUCUGAAGCCAUAAAGAUGUGGGAAGAACAGUUGCAGAGCCUGAACGAACUGAAGAAAGAACAACUUAAAGAAAUUACUUUGAAAGUGAGGCAAGAACUUGAGAGUUACUGGCAAAAAUGCUGUUUUGGUGAUGAACAAAGAGCUGCAUUUCAGCCAUUUUAUAAUGACAAUUUCUCAGAAGAGUUAUUGAAUCACCAUGAUGAGGAACUUGUGAAAAUGAAAGAUCUUUAUGAAAAAAACAAACAGCUGUAUGAUAAUGUUCACAAAUGGGAAACUGUCUGGGAUCAGUUCAUUGAACUAGAGAAAAAAUCAACAGAUCCAAGCAGACUUCUAAACAGAGGGGGAAACUUGCUCAAAGAUGAAAGAGAAAGAGCAAAGAUUCAGAAGCAGUUAUUGAAGCUGGGGGAAGAACUGAAGAAAAGUAUUGAAAACUGGGAGAAGGAAAAUGACUCCUGCUUCCUUGUUUAUAACCAGAGGUUUCUUGACUCAAUGGCUCAUCAACUACAAAAUCAUAGAAUUAAGAAAGAUCAACCCAAAAUAUCAUCAAAGAGAGAUGAAUUUGCAACUCCAAAAACAACGGUUAAGAGAGCCGCAUGUGUGAACACUGCAACUCCUAGCAAGAUACGUAAGGUAGCUUCAAACCUAACUGUACUAAAAGCAGCCAGCUGCAGUAAUAUCCCAAGCAACACAGCUGUUACUAGCAAACAGUCAAUUCAAAACAAGACGCCUUACAAAACCAUACGUCUAGAUUCCCUGUACCGAUCACCAUUAGAAGAGUGCAAGGAAGGCAAAUCUACCAACCAGCCUAGCUAUUCAGAUUUCAUGAAGGAAUUGUCAAUGAAAUCAAGCAGCAAUGGCAAAAUUUUCAAUUCGACACUGAAGGAGAACAUAGAUGAAUGAAUCUAUUGGUUUCAACUUGCACAAGAUUCACUGAAUAGAUGACGGCUACAUGUAAAUACAGUAUUAAAAUAAAUGCACUUUGUACAGCAAUUGAGGUCAGAUAUUGUAAAGAACAUUCUGUAAAAAUAACCUUCCCUGUUACAUAGUUAUGUAUAGUGAAAACACCAUCAAAUGUCCAGUGGAUACCUUCUUUCUGAAGGAAGGUUCUGUAAGGAAGAAGCAUAAUCAAGAAGAGGAAAAGACAUGUAUUUCACAAUUAUAUGGAGAAAGACCAUAAAGAGCAGCUUGUAGUUGAUGCAGCCAAGUAGUUAUUUGACAACUGUAGUGGUAAAAGACAGAACAGCUUUUUGGUGUACAGUAUGAAGAUCAGCAUGCGGAUGGAUAGUUUAGGCAUUCUUUGUUUAUUAUUUAGAUGGGUCACUAGAUUCAUUUUUAUUAUAUUUUCUAGUUGUGUAUUUUAAUCAUGCAUCUGUUUUCAGAUUAUAAAAUGCAUAUUGUUUGAAG